AUGGAGCUCUCCGGGAAAGUUGUCUUCAUAACUGGCGGAGCUCAAGGUCUUGGCAAAGCCUACACGGAAGCUCUGCUUGAGAAGGGGGCACAAGUUUUCUUUGGAGACGUGAACGCAGUCAUGGGUGCAGAGACUUUGAAAGAAUUGCAGGAAAAAUAUGGCGCCAAAAAUGUCAGAUUUGCUGCUUUUGAUGUCACAAAUCACCAACAGUUUCAAGACGCAUUUACCCAGGCGGUGUCCGAGUUUGGCCAUAUAGAUAUUAUGGUCAACAACGCUGGCAUCAUGAACGAGGGCAGCUGGCAGCUCAUGAUUAACAUCAAUGUUACGUCAGUGGUGUUUGGGACGCAGUUGGCCAUAGAACACAUGAGGAAAGAUCAAGGGGGACGUGGCGGUCGAAUCAUCAACAUCAGCUCUAUAGCAGGCUUGAAAGACUUACCAACCCUUCCUGUCUACUGCGCCACCAAACAUGCAGUCAGGUCAUACACCUCUUCACUGGCGCUCCAGUACGACCUGGCUGCCCUGGGAGUUGAGUUUGGCAUCCUGUGCCCCGAAGCUGCAGCCACGGAUCUCAUACUGAAACUGGACAGUGAUAAAAUACAUUUCUUCGACAAGGUGAAGGAAACCAUUGAGGAGAACACGAUGCCCGUAUCGACUGUAGUUGAUGCUUUUUUAGAACUUGUACAACUGGAGAAGAUGAAUAACGCCAUUUUAUUAGUUCAGAAGGAUGGAAAGACAUAUCAGAAGAUGGAAUACCACCAAGUCUCGCCGCCAGGACCAAGCAAAGACAACUCUCCUACACAAUCGCAUUAA
Molecule: messenger RNA, 810 nt
Organism: Candidula unifasciata
Lineage: Eukaryota; Metazoa; Mollusca; Gastropoda; Stylommatophora; Geomitridae
Source: the annotation of a GenBank genome assembly